Hermetia illucens (black soldier fly) is the source of this 1539-nucleotide messenger RNA. Its product is annotated as tubulin beta chain-like. Gene Ontology annotation, molecular function: structural constituent of cytoskeleton; GTP binding; GTPase activity. Lineage: Eukaryota; Metazoa; Arthropoda; Insecta; Diptera; Stratiomyidae. The transcript is spliced from 2 exons. The coding region runs from base 173 to 1501 and encodes 442 amino acids. Gene Ontology annotation, cellular component: microtubule; cytoplasm. The record is from RefSeq and is a predicted model, not a curated record. Gene Ontology annotation, biological process: mitotic cell cycle; microtubule cytoskeleton organization.
GUUUUUAGCCAUUAUCACUUUACAACCGAAAGGAUUCAAAAUUUGUUGAACUGAUGAAAAUUUCAUCAUGAAUACCCUCAAUUCAUCAGUUUUGGCAUAUUGUCAAUUAGAUACGAUUAUUCAAAAUUUCUGUUCAAAAUUAAAAGUUUCCCUUCGUUUUUAAAUUUUUGUCAUGCGAGAAAUAGUAACUUUUCACGUUGGAAACUGUGGUAACCAAAUUGGUCGUCAGUUCUGGGAACUCAUAGCUGAUGAACAUGGCAUUGAUUCCGGUGGCCACUUCGUCGGUCACCAUCAAUUGCAGGCGGAGCGGUUGAACGUAUAUUUCAAUGAGGGCCGAAACAGAUUCAUUGCGAGAGCGGUUUGUUUGGAUGGCGAUCCGGAGGGUAUAGCGAGAUUACAAAAUUAUCCUUCUGGAAAGUUAUUUAAUCCGGAGAACAUGGUAGCUGGGUUUAGUAGCAAUGACAACAAUUUUGCGAAGGGUUACUUUACGGAAGGUGCGGAAUUGAUGGAUAUCGUGUUGGAAUCAGCACGCAAGGAAGCAGAGUCCUGUGAUCUACUGCAAGGAUUUCAGAUUGUUCAUUCGAUAGGGGGAGGGACAGGAUCAGGAACAACUGCACUUCUCGUUAAAAAUCUAGCUGAAGAAUAUCCUGACAAUUUGAUCAGUACCUACACGGUGAUACCGUCCCCAAAAGUUUCGAACAUUGUCGUUGAGCCCUAUAAUAGCAUUUUGGGUUUGCCGCAACUCAUUGAAAACACACACAUGACCUGCUGUUACGACAAUGAUGCCCUCCACGACAUUUGUGUGAAGACAUUGAAACUGUCUGCCGCCAGCUAUAACGACAUGAACUUCAUCAUAUCGCACACCAUUGCAGGGCUAACUGCUUGUUUUCGCUUCCCAGGUCAACUGAACAGCGAUUUGCAUAAGUUGUACACAAAUAUGGUUCCGUUUCCGAAUUACCACUUUUUUGUGCCUAGCUUUGCGCCGCUCAUGUCGACCCAUCGGGCAAAAAUGACUAAAUUGACGGUUGCUGAAAUUGUCUAUCAGGUUUUCAACUCAAAUAAUUGGCUCGUAUCCUGCGAUACUGCGCGCGGUAAGUUCCUCACGGCUGCUGCAGUCUUCCGUGGCCGAAUGUCCCCGAAAGAAGUCGACGUCCAGAUGAAAAAUGUUCAGCGCAAAAAUCAGAAUUAUUUUGUUGAAUGGAUACCGAACAAUAUAAAAAGUGCAAUUUGUGAUAUUCCUCCGAAAGGAUUGAAAAUGUCGGCCACCUUUAUAGCCAAUAUCACUUCGGUACAGCAUGUCUUCCACCGUCUUCACAAGCAAUUCGAUGCACUGUUUCGGCGCCGAGGUCACGUGCACUGGUACAUUGGCGAAGGGAUGGAGGAAGCGGAAAUCAUCGAAGCAGGAAACAGUGUCAAGCAGUUUUUUAAAGGUUAUCAAGGCUUGGAAGCUGAAAAGGAUUCAUCAGAGGAAUCGUUGCUGUGUGGAUCAUUGGACAUUUAGAAAUUAGUUUCCAUUUUGCAAAUAAAAGAGAAAUUGUC